AUGGCUACCCUCAUGCCCCGCGCGUAUCGCUCCGCCACUGAAUACAAUUUCGACGAAGCACAAGCCAACGCCAUUAUUCGAAACACCACCUAUCACCCCGAUGGCUACUGGCUGACGCCGCGCUUCCUCGGCCAUAUUCACGAAAGUGGACGAAUCAUGGGGUUUCUAUUGGGCAAAAUAGAAGGACGCCCUGCUUCCAUUCAGGAUCUGGAUAUCUGUGAAGUAGCUUUGGGGAAACUUCAUGAAUUGGGGUAUUCACAUGGGGAUGUGAACCGAUACAACUUUGUUGUUGCGGAAAAGGGGGUAAAAACUGUCGACUUUGAAUGUCUCCAGGAAAAUGCCAGUCCGGACUCAAUGUACGAAGAGCUGGGGAGUCUAUGUGUCCGAUUGACUGAUGAGUCCGGGCUUGGUGGCGGUUUCAUAGUCGGGACAGCUGCAGAUGUUGAUGGCAGUUCGAGUGAUUUCACACCUGCUUACGGAGGUUGA
Molecule: messenger RNA, 486 nt
Organism: Penicillium soppii
Lineage: Eukaryota; Fungi; Ascomycota; Eurotiomycetes; Eurotiales; Aspergillaceae
Exons: 2
Coding region: 1-486 (161 amino acids)
Source: RefSeq, a predicted model, not a curated record